This is a messenger RNA of Gopherus flavomarginatus (Mexican gopher tortoise), 2098 nucleotides long. Its product is annotated as retroviral integration site protein Fli-1 homolog. Lineage: Eukaryota; Metazoa; Chordata; Testudines; Testudinidae. The record is from RefSeq and is a predicted model, not a curated record. Gene Ontology annotation, biological process: regulation of transcription by RNA polymerase II; cell differentiation. Gene Ontology annotation, molecular function: sequence-specific DNA binding; DNA-binding transcription factor activity, RNA polymerase II-specific. Gene Ontology annotation, cellular component: nucleus. The coding region runs from base 354 to 1610 and encodes 418 amino acids. The transcript has 9 exons.
CCCAGAGAGAGACACCCACGGCGCUGCUCAGCCAGAGCCCCGCACAGGCACUCGCCUCCCCCUGCCCCUGUUCCCAGGAGCGUGCGGGAAGUGGGUCAGGAUCGGGGAGAGCCCACAUCCCGAAGGAGGGAAGUGGGGGGCUCGCCCCCUUCAUGGAACAUGGGGGUGCAAGAGGCACCUAUGGAUGGUCUCCCCAAAGCAGGGCAGAAAGGAUCUCAGGCCAGGAUGGAAAUGGGGGGGCCUGUGCCCCCAACAUGGAGAUUCUGGGGUGCAACCUUGCUUAACAGGAGGCACUAUCUGUGGUGAGUGAGGACCAGUCCAUAUUCGACCCCCCCUAUGGCCCUCCCCACCUCAUGAAGACAGAGGUGCCCCCUGCCGAGGACUACAACGGCAAGGAGAGGCCGGCGCUGGGGGAGCCGGACUGGUCCAGUCAGACCAGCAGGGGGCAUUCUGUGAAGAGGGAGAAUGAGAAUGUCAACUGCUCCAGACCGUCCUCUGUGGACUGCAGUGUAUCCAGACGCAGCAAAUCCGGGAGCGACCCACACCCCAUCCCCUACCCAGCCAGCUACAGCGACCAGCGGAGCAGCCCCCCAGCCAACCCCCCCAGCGAGGAGAAGAGGGUUAUCGUCCCAGCAGACCCUGGUGUGUGGACCCAGGACCACGUGCGCCAGUGGCUGGACUGGGCGGUGAAGGAGUAUGGGCUGGAGGAGGUGGACGUGGGCCUGUUCCAGCACGUGGACGGCAAGGAGCUGUGCAAGAUGGGCAAGGAGGAUUUCCUGCGCCUCACCUCGCCCUACAACGCCGACGUGCUGCUGUCCCACCUGGCCUACCUGCGGCAGAGCAGCCCGACCUUCACCUACCCAGCUGCCCCAGCUGUGACGCCCCAGCCGCCCGCACCCCCACCACGUGUGCAAGUGAAAACAGAGUCCCCCUACGAGGAAAUCAGGCGAAGCAGCUGGAGCAGCUCCCUCAGCGGAGGCCCCAAAGGGUCCCCCCCCCAGAUCCAGGGGGUGAAUCGGACGAGUGACUCCCCACGGAUCGUAACAGAUCCAUACCAGGUCCUGGGACCCACCAGCAGCCGCUUAGCAAACCCAGGCAGCGGCCAGAUCCAGCUGUGGCAAUUCCUGCUGGAGCUGCUGUCGGACAGCAGCAACGCCGGGUGCAUCACGUGGGAGGGCACCAAUGGGGAGUUCAAGAUGACGGACCCAGACGAGGUCGCACGGCGCUGGGGCGAGCGCAAGAGCAAGCCCAACAUGAACUACGACAAGCUGAGCCGGGCCCUGCGCUAUUACUACGACAAGAGCAUCAUGACCAAGGUGCACGGGAAACGUUACGCCUACAAGUUCGACUUCCAGGGCAUCAGCCAGGCCCAGCAGAACCACCCGGGCGAGGGGCCCCUCUACAAGUACCACCCGGCCGACCUGUCCUACCUGCCUUCCUACCACCAGCAGAAGGUGGGCUUCGGCCUCAGCCACGCCGCCCAGCUGCCCGUCUCCUCCGCCGGCUUCUUCGGGGCCCCCGCGCCCUACUGGAACGCCGGCUCUGGGAACCUCUACCAGAGCUCGCCCGUGCCACGGCCCACUGCCGGCCACCUGAACUCCUUCUACUAGCCACGGGGGGCACGCAGCCUGCUGGCGGCCACCUGAACUUCUAUUAGCCAUGGGGGGUGCCCGGCCCACCGCCGGCCACCUGAACUCCUUCUACUAGCCAUGGGGGGUGCCUGGCCUGCCACCGGCCACCUGAACUCCUUCUACUAGCCAUGGGGGGUGCCCGGCCCACCGCCGGCCACCUGAACUCCUUCUACUAGCCAUGGGGGGUGCCCGGCCCGCCACCGGCCACCUGAACUCCUUCUACUAGCCACGGGGGGCACCCAGCCUGCUGGCGGCCACCUGAACUCCUUCUAUUAGCCAUGGGGGGUGCCCGGCCCACCGCCGGCCACCUGAACUCCUUCUAUUAGCCAUGGGGGGUGCCCGGCCCACCACCGACCUCCUGAACUCCUUCUACUAGCCAUGGGGGGUGCCCGGCCCGCCACCGGCCUCCUGAACUCCUUCUACUAGCCAUGGGGGGUGCCCGGCCUGCUGGCGGCCACCUGAACUCC